Meloidogyne enterolobii is the source of this 1052-nucleotide messenger RNA. The record is from the annotation of a GenBank genome assembly. Lineage: Eukaryota; Metazoa; Nematoda; Chromadorea; Rhabditida; Meloidogynidae.
UUUUUCAUAAAUUGUAGAAUGGAUUUUAAUUUAAAAAAGCUGGUCAACGAUGCCGGCGGUCUUUUUAACCGCGCGAGGCAGUUGACAGAAGAGAAAUUGCUUAACGCUGAACGUACAGAAAUCGACCCACAAUUAGAGCAAUUGUUACAGCGUGUAGAUGCUACUGAAUUUCAUAUGACAAAAUUAUACUCUGCUUUAGAGACUUAUCUGCAGCCUAAUCCUGCGGUUCGUGUUGGUAACGCAAUAAAUGAAAUGUUAGAACGAAGAAAUUCAACAGAGCAACGUGUUAACAAUUUGGAAUAUUUGGGUUCUGCAAUGUUGGGAGCUGGGCAAGCAUUUGGUUCUGACACAAAUUUUGGCAAUGCCCUUCUAAAAAUGUCUACGGCAGAAAUGAAAUUGGGUGCUGCAGAACGUGAAAUGAUGCAAACAACUUCAACACAAACCUUGGCUCCAAUUAAACGCUUUCUUGAAGGAGAUGUUCGGAAUAUUUUGAAAGAGCGACGUGUACUUCAAAACAAACGAUUGGAUUUGGAUUCCGCUAAAGCUCGUCUUAAGCGUGCACGGUCGCUUGAAUCUCAAGCAAGUGUCGAAGCUGAUCUUCGUGUGGCUCAGUCUGAAUAUGAUAGGCAACUUGAAGUUAUGCGUAUUCUUAUCGAAUCAGCAAAUUCAGCUCAGAAUCAACAUUUGAAAAAUUUGAUGGAAUUUGUGGAUGCUCAAGCAAAGUUUUAUGAAAGUGCACACCAACAUAUGGCUGAUUUAAAACGGGAACUGAGCACGCGUUCAAAUGGAAAUGGAGGACCGAUGAUUUGAAGACUUAUGUUAGGAAUAAAAUAUGUAAUAAUCGAAAUGUAAUAUCCAAAAAUAUAUUAAUCUUCGAAAUUUUAUAAAGACGUUACGAGAAACUUGUGUACGAAAUCACCUAAAAUCGUAAUUUUUUAACAGUUUUUUUGAUUAUAGUAUUCAAGUUUCGUGACGCCAAAUAUAAGGUCCAUCUAUUUAUGUUAACCAGAAUUUAUUAAAAUUUCUAGAUGCCUUUUUAAUAAAUAAAGCUU